Messenger RNA from Hippopotamus amphibius kiboko, 1604 nucleotides. It is a transcript of the gene PCGF2, whose product is annotated as polycomb group ring finger 2. Lineage: Eukaryota; Metazoa; Chordata; Mammalia; Artiodactyla; Hippopotamidae. Gene Ontology annotation, biological process: negative regulation of transcription by RNA polymerase II. The transcript is spliced from 10 exons. Gene Ontology annotation, cellular component: PRC1 complex. The record is from RefSeq and is a predicted model, not a curated record. Bases 401 to 1438 code for a protein of 345 amino acids. Gene Ontology annotation, molecular function: promoter-specific chromatin binding.
GAUCUCUGCCCCCCCCCGGCCCUCCCCACGAGCCGGAGCAGCCCCUGGCUCUCUCCCACUACUCCUUUCGGUUUGGGGAGGGGUCGCUCUCGGUUUCUUCCGUGGGCACUGGGGCGUCGUGCACGCGCGAGGACUGGAGGCCGGGAGGAAGGGGGCGAGCGUUUCGACUGCUGCGGGGUCGGGGGAGGGCGCUCUUCCCUGCCGGGCCCGGUCCUCUCGGGCACCUCCUCCGGUCGGUCCCUUCCCGCCCCCCCCCCAUCCUGGGACUGGGCGCCCCGCCCCCUCCCCGAACCACCUCAGCGGAGCCUCUUUCUCCCGAACACCCCUCUUUGGGCCCCGCCGAAAGUUUGGCUCUAGGGAAGGGUGACGCUCCCCAGUCCCCUGCCCCCACCCCGGCAUCAUGCAUCGGACCACACGCAUCAAAAUCACCGAGCUGAACCCUCACCUCAUGUGUGCCCUCUGUGGGGGGUAUUUCAUCGACGCCACUACCAUCGUGGAGUGCUUGCAUUCCUUCUGCAAAACCUGCAUCGUGCGCUACCUGGAGACCAACAAGUACUGCCCCAUGUGCGACGUGCAGGUCCACAAAACCCGGCCGCUGCUCAGCAUCAGAUCUGACAAAACCCUUCAAGACAUUGUCUACAAAUUGGUCCCUGGGCUUUUUAAAGAUGAGAUGAAACGGCGCCGGGAUUUCUAUGCAGCCUACCCCCUGACAGAAGUCCCCAACGGCUCCAACGAGGACCGUGGUGAGGUUCUGGAGCAGGAGAAAGGGGCUCUGAGUGACGAUGAGAUCGUCAGCCUCUCCAUCGAGUUCUAUGAAGGUGUCAGGGACCGGGAAGAGAAGAAGGGCCCCCUGGAGAAUGGGGAUGGCGACAAGGAGAAGCAGACAGGGGUGCGCUUCCUGCGAUGCCCAGCAGCCAUGACUGUUAUGCAUCUUGCCAAGUUUCUCCGCAACAAGAUGGAUGUGCCCAGCAAGUACAAGGUUGAGGUUCUCUAUGAGGACGAGCCGCUGAAGGAAUACUAUACCCUUAUGGACAUUGCCUACAUCUACCCCUGGCGGCGGAAUGGCCCUCUCCCCCUCAAGUAUCGUGUCCAGCCAGCCUGCAAGCGGCUCGCCUUGCCCACAGCGCCCACCCCCUCCGAGGGCACCAACACCAGCGGGGCGUCCGAGUGUGAGUCAGUCAGCGACAAGGCUCCCAGCCCCGCCACCCUGCCGGCCACCUGCUCCUCCCUGCCCAGCCCAGCCACCCCCUCCCAGGGCUCUCCCAGCUCCCACGGCCCCUCAGCCCCCCACCCUACCUCCCCCACUCCCCCUGCGACAGCCGGGGGAGCCACCGCAGCUGCCAACGGGGGCACCUCGAACUGCCUGCAGACACCACCUUCCACCAGCAGGGGGCGCAAGAUGACUGUCAACGGAGCUCCUGUGCCCCCCUUAACUUGAGGAAAGGGACCCUCUCCCUCCUUUUCCAGCCAUGCCUCUCCACCCCUCCACUUUUUCUGGGCCCCCUUUUCCAUCUCUUCUACUUUCCCCAGCUCCUUCCCCCUUAGGGGUGGGGGAUGGGUUUUAUAAAUAAAUCUAUAUAUAUAUGUACAUAGGAAAAACCAAA